AGGGGCUCAGCCCUCUGGCUGGACAGGGCAGGGCAUAAAGGGCUGUGUCCCCCCCAGCCCCACACACAGGCGGCCAUCAGGAAGGAACGUGGGCUGGGCAGCAUGGGAUGGCUGCUCUCUUCCAGGAUCUGCUUCCUCCUUCUUUUCCUUGUCCCGCUCACUGCCAUUGCGACCUCAGAUGCCGAGAAGACCCCACACUACUGGAACGAAGGGGCCAGGAGGAGGCUGGAGGCAGCCCUGGCCUUGCAGCCAGUGGCACAGAGAGCCAAAAACAUCAUCCUCUUCAUGGGUGAUGGCAUGGGGCUGCCCACGGUGUCAGCAGCCCGGAUCUACAAGGGGCAACUGGCCGGCAGCUCGGGUGAGGAGAGCGUCUUGGCCAUGGAGGCAUUUCCCCACGUGGCCCUGGCCAAGACCUACACCAUCGACCGGCAGGUGCCUGACAGCGCUGGCACGGGCACGGCCUACCUGUGUGGGGUGAAGGCCAAUGCCAAGACGCUGGGGCUGAGCGGGGCGGCCGUCUAUGGCAAAUGCCGCACAGCAUUCGGCAACGAAGUGGACUCCAUCCUGCACCGGGCCCGGCUGGCAGGUAAGUCGGUGGGCAUCGUGACCACCACACGUGUGCAACAUGCAUCCCCUGCUGCUGCCUAUGCACACUCGGCCAGCCGCAGCUGGUACGCCGAUGUCAACAUGCCUCCGGAGACACUGCGGGACGGCUGCAAGGACAUCGCCUACCAGCUGGUGCACAACACCGACAUCAACGUGAUCCUGGGUGGCGGGAGGGCCUACAUGUCCCCCAGGUGGACUCCAGACCCUGAGUACCCGGACGACCCGGCGCAGAAUGGCACCAGGAGGGACGGGCGGGACCUGGUGGCCGAAUGGCUCAGCACCAGGGAGGGCGCACGCUACGUCUGGGACAAGAAGGGCCUGGAUGCGGUUGAUGACACCUCUGUGAGCCACCUCAUGGGCCUCUUUGAGCCCAAGGACAUGAGGUACGAGCUGAACCGCAACGCCACCACGGACCCCUCCAUUGUGGAAAUGACAGAGAAAGCCAUCCGCAUCCUGCGCAGGAACCCCAACGGCUUCUUCCUCUUUGUGGAAGGUGGAAGGAUUGACCACGGACACCACAGCGGCCGGGCCAAGCAGGCACUGACGGAGGCCAUCAUGCUGGACUGGGCAGUGGCACAGGCAGGCGAGCUGACGGAGCCCUCUGACACACUGACCGUGGUGACGGCUGAUCACUCACAUGUCUUCACCUUCGGGGGCAACACGCUGCGAGGAGCCUCCAUCUUUGGGCUGGCCCCUAAGAAAGCGAAGGACAAGCGAGCCUAUACCAGCAUCCUCUAUGGCAAUGGACCGGGAUACAGCAUUCGUGAUGGGGGCCGCCCAGCCGUCAGCCUUCCAGCUGUGGAGGACAAGGACUACAGGCAGCAAGCAGCUGUGCCCCUUGACUUGGAGACCCACAGUGGGGAGGAUGUGGUGGUGCUGGCUCAGGGUCCCAUGGCCCACCUCUUCCACGGGGUGCAGGAGCAGCACUACAUUGCCCAUGCCAUUGCUUAUGCUGCGUGCCUCAAGCCUUAUGAUGCCAGACCCCGCUGUGGUGCACCCCGUAGAGCCUCUGGCAGCAGCCAACACUCCCCACAGCCUCUACUCGCUCUCCUGGCCCUCUGCAUGUCUGCCUUCAUGGUGGUGGGCUGAGAGACCCCACUGAACCCUGCUUC
Lagopus leucura (white-tailed ptarmigan) is the source of this 1718-nucleotide messenger RNA. Its product is annotated as intestinal-type alkaline phosphatase-like. Gene Ontology annotation, molecular function: alkaline phosphatase activity. NCBI's taxonomy places the organism in Eukaryota, Metazoa, Chordata, Aves, Galliformes, Phasianidae. The transcript is spliced from 11 exons. Gene Ontology annotation, biological process: dephosphorylation. Bases 103 to 1695 code for a protein of 530 amino acids. Gene Ontology annotation, cellular component: plasma membrane. The record is from RefSeq and is a predicted model, not a curated record.